This is a messenger RNA of Phyllostomus hastatus (greater spear-nosed bat), 1425 nucleotides long. RefSeq names its product acyl-coenzyme A thioesterase 1-like. Gene Ontology annotation, molecular function: fatty acyl-CoA hydrolase activity. Gene Ontology annotation, biological process: acyl-CoA metabolic process; fatty acid metabolic process. The record is from RefSeq and is a predicted model, not a curated record. Lineage: Eukaryota; Metazoa; Chordata; Mammalia; Chiroptera; Phyllostomidae.
AAAUCAAGUCGCUAAAUGAUGGCCACAGCUCCCGCUGUCCUGCGAGCGUCCGGGCUCUGCCAACGGGGCUCGAGGAGCUGGGCGCUGCUGCCAAGUUCUCCGAAGGUGAGGCCUGGUAGCCCGGUCUCUCCGGCCUCUGCUCGCAGGGUGGCGACGGUGUCCCUGGAGCCUGCGAGCCGCUCCUGCUGGGACAGGCCGGUGAGCAUCAUCGUGAGGGGCCUGGCACCGGAGCAGCGGGUCAUGCUGCGCUCGUCCCUGCGCCGUGACGAGAAGGGCGAGCUGUUCCGGGCCCACGCGCGCUACAGCGCCGAUGCUGGCGGCGAGCUGGACCUGAUGCGCGUGCCAGCCCUGGGCGGCAGCUUUGCGGGGCUUGAGCCCAUGGGGCUCUUCUGGGCUUUGAAGCCCGAGAAGCCCCUCCUUCGGCUGGCGAAGCGGGACGUGCAGACACCCUUCAUCGUGGAGCUGGAGGUGCUCGACGGCCACCAGCCCGAGGAAGGACGUCUCCUGGGCCGGGCGGUGCACCAGCGAGACUUCCUUGCGCCUGGGGUGAGGGGGGUACCGGUGCUCGCGGGCGGGGUGCGCGCCACUCUCUUCCUGCCGCCAGAACCCAGGCCCUUUCCUGGGAUUGUGGACAUUUUUGGAGCUGGAGGUGGCCUUCUGGAAAAUCGAGCUAGUAUGCUGGCUGGGAAGGGUUUUGCCGUGAUGCUUCUGGCUUAUUAUAAUCAUGAAGACCUCCCAAAAGACUUGGAGAACUUCCAUCUGGAGUACUUUGAAGAAGCUGUGAACUACCCGCUUAGUCACCCUCAGGUAAAGGGUCCAGGAGUCGGGCUGCUUGGGAUUUCCAAAGGAGGUGAUCUCUGCCUCUCCAUGGCCUCGUUCCUGAAGGGCAUCACUGCCGCCAUCAUAAUCAAUGGCUCAGGGAUCAAUGUUGUAGGAGACUUACACUACAAAGGCAAGACCCUGCCCGCUGUGGGCGUGCACUUAAAUCGAAUCAAGGUGACCAAAGACGGCCUUGCAGACAUUUUGGAUAUCCUGAACAACCCUUUGGAAGAAUCUGACCAGAAGAGCCUCAUUCCUAUGGAAAGGGCUGAGAGUGCCUUCCUGUUCCUUGUAGGUCAGGAUGACCACAACCGGAGGAGUGAAUUUUAUGCUAAUGAGGCCUCUAAACGCCUGCAGGCCCAUGGCAGGAAGAAGCCCCAGAUCACCUGUUACCCUGCGGCGGGACACUUCAUUGAGCCUCCUUACUUUCCCUUGUGCCGGGCUUCCCUGCACACCUUGGUGGGCAGACCUGUCAUCUGGGGAGGGGAGCUGAGGGCACAUGCCAUGGCCCAGGUGGAUGCUUGGAAGCAGCUCCAGAUUUUCUUCCACAAACACCUGGGUGGGGAAAAGGGGAUAAUCCCACCAAAACUGUAAUCUUUUACUUGA